AUGGACACACACCAAACAACAUUCUUAUUCUUUUACAAAUUCUGCCUAUCUUUGCCGAUUGAAAAUCUGUGCAAUCAUCUCCAAACAGCAAACCGUGUUGAAGAUAGACGACAUAUUCUACGUGCUCUUAAAAGUCUUUCUAAAAAAUAUAAACUUGAAGUUGGAACUCAAAGCAUAGGUCUAUUAGGAAAUAUUUUACAUCAUGAAAAAAAUGAUUUAAAGCUCGUUCAAUUGAUCCUCGACACAUUAAUCAACUUGACUGCAAUGGAUUCUGUUGCUGAUGGCGAACAAUUGGUAUUAUCACAUGAUAUGUCCAUUCAAUUCACGAAAUCAUUUAUCAAUAACAAAGAACAUGUUCAUUUAAUUCUUGAACUGAUUACAAUAAUUCGAACAUUUGUAUCACUAACGAAUUCUGCCGAACAUAUUGUUGCAUGUCAAACUACAAUUGAACAAUGUGGAAUACUACGACGUUUAUGCAUCAUACUUAUGCUUACAACUACUCCUGCUGAUAUCUUAGCUGAAACUAUUCGCACGAUCGGUGAUGUUAUGCGUGGUGAUGCAAAAAAUCAGCGAUGCCUUGAUUUGGUAACGAAUACAAAUACUAAAAUUCAGCAACCAGUGCUAUUCAAUCUUCUAUAUGUCAUGAUUUGUGGUGAAGAAAAAUCAUUUUCGCUUCGAAUAUCAGUCCUUUAUUGUUUACAAUGUUAUUUACACAAAAAUGAAUCUGGAAAAUCAAUGAUUGUUCAAGCACUUUUAGCUCAAACUAAGAAUACUGCUAAUCAACACUCUAUGGGUCAUCUCUUAAGAUCUGGUUAUUUAAGUGAAGAUGCUGUGGCGUCAUGGUGUUCCGGCAUUCUACUUUCACAUUUAAUAGUUAAUAGUCCCCAAUCUAAGCAAGAUAUACUUAAAGCUAAAUUAGCACUUGAUCGAACACAAACAAAUGCUAAAACAUUAAUGGAAAUAUCAAUUGAUAUAUUACAUAAAUCAUCAUCUUCAUUUCACAUUCGUGUUGCUGUAAUUAUUUUGAUCUGUACAUGGUUACCAAAUUGUUCAUUAGCAGUACAAGAAUUAGUUUCCAUUCCAAAUAGCAUUUCAUAUCUGGUUUCACAGAUAUGCGCUCAAUCAAUCGAAGAUGAUCGUUAA
This is a messenger RNA of Rotaria socialis, 1143 nucleotides long. The record is from the annotation of a GenBank genome assembly. NCBI's taxonomy places the organism in Eukaryota, Metazoa, Rotifera, Eurotatoria, Philodinida, Philodinidae.